Molecule: messenger RNA, 2617 nt
Organism: Labrus mixtus (cuckoo wrasse)
Lineage: Eukaryota; Metazoa; Chordata; Actinopteri; Labriformes; Labridae
Gene: fermt3b
Product: FERM domain containing kindlin 3b
Exons: 15
Coding region: 242-2179 (645 amino acids)
Biological process (GO): regulation of cell-cell adhesion mediated by integrin; integrin-mediated signaling pathway; integrin activation
Cellular component (GO): cell-substrate junction
Molecular function (GO): integrin binding
Source: RefSeq, a predicted model, not a curated record
AACCAGCCAUGGUUUGACAGAAGUGACACAAAGAGACAGAGCAACACAGACCACAACCAGCCCAGCCCGAGAGAGGAGAGGCUGCAGCACAUCUUACCGAUACAGGGGCCACUGAGUUCCCAUUUCUUAAACCCUUUGACAGAGGAGGCUGAAGCUUUCUUCUCCUCUCCUGACAUCUGUCUACUCUGUCAGUUCUUCUCUCUCUCACUCUCUCUCUCUCUUUUGUUCUAUUUCUCCCAGUAUGGCCGCAUGGGACCUGUCAGUCACAGUGGAGGACCUGGGCCCUGACGCCCCACCUGUCACCCUCAGUGUUGCCUCUGACCUCCACGUCGGAGGGGUCAUCCUAAAGCUGGUUGAAAAGACACAGAUCCAGCGGGAUUGGUCAGAUCAUGCUCUCUGGUGGGAGCAGAAGCAGCACUGGCUGCUGCGGACAGCCUGGACUCUGGAGAAAUAUGGCAUCCACGCAGACGCCCGGCUGCUCUUCAUGCCCCAACACAAGCCCCUGAAGCUGGGCCUGCCAAACGGAAAAACCCUCAGGCUGCUAGUCUGCUUCUCCAACCCUGUCUUCCAGACCGUGAUGGGCAUCUGCAGACAGCUUAAUAUCCGCCACCCUGAGGAGCUGUCUCUCCUCCGGCCUGUAGAGGAGAAGAAGAAGAAGAAAGACAAAGACUCAACUGAGGAGAUCUACAACCUGACCGAGGUGCCCCUCUCCUCGGCAUCCCGGCCCAGCCUCUAUAACGGCAUGCCAGCUCAUUUUGCUGACUCGCCACAAAUGGAGGCCAUCUACAAAAUGCUGUCAGUCACCCAGCCUCCCCCCGCCCCUGAGGUCAUAGCCAAGCAGUACAGAGCAGCCAGCGUGGUGGACAAGGCCCACAUCCAUGGAAGGUGGUUGGACUCUUCCCGGUGUCUCAUGCAGCAGGGCAUCCAAGAUAGUGACCGAGUCUGGCUUCGCUUCAAAUACUUUUCCCUCUAUGACAUAGAACCCAAGUACGAUGCUGUGCGUCUGAGCCAGCUGUAUGAGCAGGCGCGAUGGGCCAUCCUGCUGGAGGACAUUGACUGCACUGAGGAGGAGAUGAUGCUGUUUGGAGCUCUGCAGUACCACGUCAGUAAGGUGUCUCAGUCGGAGCCCCAGAUGCUGAGCUCCAGUGCAGCCAUGGACGACCUGGAGUCUGCCCUGCAGUCCCUGGAGGUCAAGAUGGACGGAGAGAGCAGCUCUGCUUCUGAAAUGCUGGAAACCAUGACUGCACCUGAACUCAACGACUAUCUGAAGAUUUUCAGGCCCAAGAGACUGACACUGAAGGGAUAUAAGCAAUACUGGUUCAAGUUCCAGGACACCUCAAUCUGUUAUUUCAAGAGCAAAGAGGAGAGCAUCGGAGAGCCCAUUCAACAGAUUAACCUCAAAGGAUGCGAGGUGGCUCCUGAUGUGAACGUGGCAGCACAGAAGUUCCUCAUUAGACUUCUGAUUCCAGCUUCAGAGGGCAUGAACGAGGUCUAUCUACGCUGUGAAAACGAGCAGCAGUAUGCUCAGUGGAUGGCGGCCUGUCGACUGGGCUCCAAAGGCAAGAGUCUGGCUGACAGCAGCUACCAGAGUGAGAUCGAGAGCAUCGGCUCCUUCCUAGCUAUGCAAAAGACCAGCUCUGGUUCCCAUGGUAACACCCCUGCCAGUGAUGAAAGCAUCAAUACUCACAGUCUGGUCUCGCCACGCUACCAUAAGAAGUACAAACCCAAACAGCUGACCCCUCGUAUCCUGGACGCGUACCAGAAUGUGGCUCAGCUCUCUCUGACAGACGCAGUGAUGCGUUUCCUGCAGAUCUGGCAGGCCCUGCCUGACUUUGGCCUCUCUUACUUUAUUGUCAGGUUUAAGGGCAGUCGGAAAGACGAGGUUCUGGGCAUUGCUCCCAACCGCCUGAUCCGCAUUGACCUGGGUGUGGGCGAUGUGGUGAAGACCUGGCGCUACAACAACAUGAAGCAGUGGAAUGUCAACUGGGAUAUACGACAGAUGGCCAUAGAGUUUGAAGGAAACGUCAACAUUGCUUUCAGCUGUGUGACAGCAGACUGCAAAAUCGUUCACGAGUUCAUCGGAGGUUACAUUUUCAUGUCGACACGCAGUCGUGAGAAGAGCGACAAGCUCAAUGAGGAGCUUUUCCACAAGCUGACCGGAGGCCACGAAGCCCUCUAAGACUGCGACAUACAAAUCCUCAACAGCCCACAAUGAUUCCCAGAGUGUCUGUACCGCACCAAAGAGGAUUGUAUGCUCCAUUCAGUCCACUUUGAUUUUAUAUAACCUAUGUUACACUCAUACACACUGUCAGUGGAUCAGCUUUGCAGUGGAUGGAUGACAAAACAUGUAAGGAAGGUUCAAGAAUCCUAAAAACUUCUCCUUUACUUCAUAAUGGACUGCUGGCGCCCCCACACCCUCUUUUCACUCAGAUUAGAAAGUCUUGCUUUGUUUAUAGCUGUAGUCUUAUUGUCACUUAGAGUUUAGUUUUACACUCCUUGCACAUUACAGCAGCCAAGAUAUCAAAGCCGAUGAUCAAACAAAGAUGAAAAUAAGAAAAUCAAGCAAAUAUGAAAUGUUUCCCAAAUUAACAUGAAUAAACACCAUUUAUUGAAAUUA